Molecule: messenger RNA, 1031 nt
Organism: Cololabis saira (Pacific saury)
Lineage: Eukaryota; Metazoa; Chordata; Actinopteri; Beloniformes; Belonidae
Gene: samd13
Product: sterile alpha motif domain containing 13
Exons: 5
Coding region: 424-750 (108 amino acids)
Molecular function (GO): protein binding
Source: RefSeq, a predicted model, not a curated record
AAUAUAUUGUUUUUAUGAAAAUAUAUGCGUAUGUGCAUUCAGUGUGAAUUAAUCAUAUGGAAAUGUAGCACACUAGUAGUUAAAACUACGGAUAGGCUCUAACUUGCGUUAUUAAAACUACAUUUCCCAGCAGCACCUGCGGUCGUGGGCGAAGAAGGCAAAAGCGAAUGAGCUAGUUGGCUUUACUUGAUUAUAAUUUGAUUUUAUCAAAUAAAUACAAUCCCUCAUCUGUUAAAAAAAUAUCUUGGGGGUAAAGAAACUUUUUGCGGUUGUCAUACUUGUAUAUCUCGGUCCAGCAAUUGCUGUCAAGGUGGAAUCUCCUUAAACAAGCGGAAACAUCCAGUGAACGCCAGACUAUUAAAACAAAAACAAUGAUGGUGUUUGAACUGCCAACAAACUGAGUUGUCCUGAAGAAGACAUCUGAUGAAAAAUUACUGCAACAAUACAGAAGCUGCCAUGGAAGAAAAGGCAAAUGGCUCAGUCGACACUAAAAAUCCAGUGGAGAACGGACAGCUACCUGACCCGUCCAGCUGGGGAGUUGCUGAUGUUGUCAAUUAUUUCAAAGCAACAGGAUUUGAGGAACAAGCCAUAGCAUUCCAGGAUCAGGAAAUUGACGGCAAGUCCCUGCUCCUGAUGACGCGUAAUGACGUCCUAACGGGGCUGUCGAUAAAGCUUGGUCCUGCACUGAAGAUCUAUGAGUACCAUGUGAAACCGCUGCAAACUCAGCACCUGAAAAUCAAUGCCUCGUAGCAUCACCGGGCGUCCCACACCCACCUCACUGACAAUCAUGCCAGAAGACUCCAGGUUAGCUUCACAGAGACUCCUCCGCCCGCAGUGGCACCUUUACAGGAUUUGAAUGCUGUGUGUUUUUUAUAGCCUGGACCCCAAAAAUGGUCUGCACAUGGCAUCCAGUCUGCUGUUUACCCUUUCAGCCAUUCUUUUUUCCUGCUGCUUUAGAUAAGUAUUUUUUUGUGUUUUUAUUUAAAAUAAAAAAAAAGGAAAUGUGGAAUGAAGAUUGCAGAAAAGACGUU